AUGCCUUAUACUCCUAUAAACAAGUGCGGUUUACCGAAGAAUGUAGAUAUACGCUUGCAGCAUAGGUUCUCCGACAUUGGAACGAAUCUAUCACAUACAACUAAGUUCAAUAAAAUAGAGUCAUUGCGAUUACUUCAGAUGCAUUAUAUGUUGACAGAAGAAAAUGGAAAUAUGGAUAUUUUAAGGUUCGUGCAGUUUAUGGACGUUUUUUUAGGAGUGAAAAACGUAGAAGCAAUAGAAAAAAUACAUCUAAUUAGUUGCAAGACAAACAACAAAUACUUAACUGGGCCCGAAUUUGUCAGUGUCUUGUCGCUGUUGUUAAAAGGAACCGUCUCCGACUUGGUUAAGUUUUGGUUUGAACUUUAUACUGACAAUAUUAGAGAAAAUUACAAACCUGGCGUAUUGAAAAUGGUCAAAGCGAACAUCUCGGAGGACCGUCGAAAACCCAACAUCGAUUACGUUAUGUAUAUAAACAAAAAAAUAAUAUCCCCGGAAGACCACCGUAAAUAUGUGAACAAUAUUAUCACCGGGUUAGAGUUAUUGCGGUCAGUCCUUCCGGUGCCAACCAAAAAAGUGCUGUUUAUGCUAUUAUUUACGAAUAGAAAGUUUUACAAUAGUUUGCGCAAUGACAUCGAAAUUUGCAGAGGGUUUGAUUCAAAUAAAUUGAUCAGAAUGCAAACUAAAAUAUCUAAAGUGAUAACACUGCUAGCGCCUAGUAAGUCAUAG
This is a messenger RNA of Rhopalosiphum maidis (corn leaf aphid), 726 nucleotides long. RefSeq lists its product as uncharacterized. Lineage: Eukaryota; Metazoa; Arthropoda; Insecta; Hemiptera; Aphididae. The coding region runs from base 1 to 726 and encodes 241 amino acids. The transcript has a single exon. The record is from RefSeq and is a predicted model, not a curated record.